Hyposmocoma kahamanoa is the source of this 1815-nucleotide messenger RNA. Its product is annotated as E3 ubiquitin-protein ligase Ubr3-like. The transcript is spliced from 4 exons. Gene Ontology annotation, molecular function: ubiquitin protein ligase activity. Gene Ontology annotation, biological process: protein ubiquitination; ubiquitin-dependent protein catabolic process via the N-end rule pathway. The record is from RefSeq and is a predicted model, not a curated record. The annotation marks the transcript as partial. Lineage: Eukaryota; Metazoa; Arthropoda; Insecta; Lepidoptera; Cosmopterigidae. Gene Ontology annotation, cellular component: cytoplasm; ubiquitin ligase complex.
AAACGAAUACCGUCGUCGUCUCCGACGCUCGCGACGCCGUCUCAUAUCCUUGUGGACGGCGACAGCUGCAGGAGCUGCUGCUGCCGUUCGUGCGCGUGGCGGCGCUGCUGCGCCACCACCUGUUCGGCGGCUCGCUGCCCGAGAUCCAGGCGCCGCGCCAGGAGUUCGUGCGCCUGGUGUACUACCUGGAGCUGGUGACGGACGGCAUGGAGUGGAGCGCGUGGUCGGCGGCGAGGGCGCUGCCCGCCGGCGCCGCAGCCGCCGCCCGCUGCUGGGCGCGCGAGCUGGGCGCGGCGGCGGCGCGCGGCCAGCUGGUGGUGCGCCGCAUCCUGCGCGGCCUGCACGCCGACUGGGCGGCGCCGGCGCUGCUGGCGCUGCCGCGCGACUACGACCGCCUCUUCACCUACUACCACGAGCGCGUGUGCCUGCAGUGCGGCGCCGUGCCCAAGGAGGCCUCCGUGUGCCUGCUCUGCGGCACGCUGGUCUGCCUCAAGCAGAACUGCUGCCGCCAGCACCAGGUCGCCGAGGCCGUGCGGCAUGCGAUGGAGUGCGGCGGCGGCACGGGCAUCUUCCUGGUGGUGACGUCCACUUACAUCAUCGUGAUCCGCGGACGACGCGCCUGUCUCUGGGGCAGCCUCUACCUCGACGACUACGAUGAAGAGGACCGCGACCUCAAACGCGGCAAGCCGCUGUACCUGAGCCAGGACCGGCUGGAGCUGCUGCAGGCGCAGUGGCUGGCGCACCGCUUCGACCACACCAAGCGCACGUGGGUGUGGCACCGCGACUCGCUCUGACUCGCCUCCCCGGACAGAUACAUCUGGAUUAUUAAAAAAAAACGAAAGUAAUCGUAACAGGAAAUAAUCAACUUGAAAACGGCUACACAAAUCCUAGUGGAAAAAUGUAAACAUCGGCAAUUUAUAGCAAAUAAUUUAAAACAUUUAUAUAGAAGCAUCAAAUGCUUGUGUGCAAGAUUAAAAUUUGGUACGUUAUUAUUUCAAAUUUACAAUUUGUCAGUCUCCAGUUGACGUAACCAUAUUCCGGCGUUCCCUUUAAAUCAUAUAUUCCAUUUAUUACGUUUCCAUGACUGAUAGACAAUGGGAUUUUUUACUACUUGAAAGAGACGUAACGAUUUUGAAGUAUGAUUUAUGAAGUAUACAAAAUUUGCACAGUACGAAUAAUUGCUGAAAAAUAAUAUAAAAAAAUGAAACCUGUUGUAUUAUAUUUAAUAUGAAAUUAUAGUAUGUAUUUUUAAAUUUGCGAACUUUCGUAAAUAACUAUCUCUUGCCUCCAAAAUUUCUGUUUUUAUUCUCUUGUAAAUAUUAUCAUAAAGUUCUAAUAAAGCGAGGCAAAUUUUCAAGUGAAUUUAUGUAUUAAAAAAGAAAUAAAAAUGAUAAAUUGUAACAUUUCGUAUAUAGUUUUGUGAAAGGUAUUGAUUGGCACGCUCGUGAAUAAUAAUAAAGCAGAGAAAUGUAUGUAUCCAUGAGAUACUUCGACCCUACUCUCGAAGCACAAAAUCCGUUUUCCCACAACCUCUCGAAGUCUCAACGAAAGGACGGGCCCGUUGGAAACUUUCAAAUCGCGUUAUCAUACAUACUUACUUCUAGCCCCGAUCGACUCAAGUCUAUAGAUCAUCCAUAAAAACAGCCGUAAUUACGAAUUUCGUGGUUUGAGAGUAGGCCCCCCUUUUUCGGAUACUAUCCAGUCGAAAUCAAUCAAACAUGGACAAUUUUGUUUCCGAUCUCACGAUUGGUCAUUUUGACACUAAAAAUUACUCCAAAAAAAAAAAGAAAGUAAACGUGCCGUUGCCUAUAUUAA